Brassica rapa (field mustard) is the source of this 1567-nucleotide messenger RNA. RefSeq names its product serine/threonine-protein kinase SRK2G. The record is from RefSeq and is a predicted model, not a curated record. Gene Ontology annotation, molecular function: ATP binding; protein serine/threonine kinase activity. Lineage: Eukaryota; Viridiplantae; Streptophyta; Magnoliopsida; Brassicales; Brassicaceae. Gene Ontology annotation, biological process: protein phosphorylation.
ACAAUCUCCUACCUUAACGCCUUCAUCUAUGCACACACACACGCACACACAUGUGGAUCGAUCUCACCAUAUCUUAUCGAUUCAAAAGUGCUUUGCUUUCUCAUUCGAAAUCGCUUUUUUUUUUUUUUGUAUCAGAAUCUAUCCCGUGAUCUUGUUCGGUUAUAUAUAUAAGUAGAAAGAUACUUAGAAUAAUAUUCGAUCAUUGAUUUGGAAGAUGGAUAAGUAUGAGGUUGUGAAGGAUCUGGGAACUGGGAACUUCGGUGUGGCUCGCCUUCUAAGGCAUAAGGACACCAAAGAGCUUGUCGCCAUGAAGUACAUCGAGAGAGGCCGAAAGAUAGAUGAAAACGUGGCUAGAGAGAUUAUCAAUCACAGAUCACUUAAGCAUCCUAAUAUCAUCCGCUUCAAGGAGGUGAUUCUGACACCUACUCAUCUUGCCAUUGUGAUGGAGUAUGCUUCUGGAGGAGAGCUCUUUGAGAGAAUCUGCACUGCCGGUAGAUUCAGUGAAGCUGAGGCUAGGUACUUCUUUCAACAACUGAUCUGUGGGGUCGACUACUGCCACUCCUUGCAAAUAUGCCACAGAGAUCUGAAGCUUGAGAACACACUGCUUGAUGGUAGCCCUGCUCCGCUUUUGAAAAUCUGUGAUUUUGGUUACUCCAAGUCAUCUAUACUACAUUCGAGGCCUAAAUCGACUGUUGGAACUCCAGCAUACAUAGCACCUGAAGUUCUUUCCCGUAGAGAAUAUGAUGGCAAGCACGCGGAUGUGUGGUCAUGUGGUGUAACCCUUUAUGUGAUGCUGGUUGGAGCUUACCCAUUUGAGGACCCUAAUGAUCCAAAGAACUUCAGGAAAACAAUCCAACGUAUAAUGGCUAUACAAUACAAGAUUCCGGACUACGUUCACAUAUCUCAGGAAUGCAAACACCUUCUCUCUCGCAUAUUCGUCACUAACCCCGCCAAGAGAAUCACGCUUAAGGAGAUCAAGAAUCAUCCGUGGUACUUGAAGAAUCUGCCAAAGGAGCUGCUGGAGUCGGCUCAAGCGGUGUAUUACAAGAGAGACAACACCAGCUAUUCUCUUCAAAGCGUGGAGGACAUAAUGAAGAUAGUUGGUGAAGCUAGGAACCCAGCUUCUUCGUCAAGCCUCAGCAAAAGCUUGGGAUCAGGUGCCGGGGAAGAAGAGGAAGAAGAGGACGUUGAAGCUGAAGUGGAAGAAGAAGUGGAGGAAGAGGAAGAAGAAGAUGAAUACGAGAAGCAUGUCAAAGAGGCACAUUCUUCUAUUCAAGAGCCUCACGAAGCGUUAAAGGAAAAAAAAUGAUCACCUACAUCAUCAACGUUGAUCUUACAAAGCCAAAGGGUGUAAACUACUUCGUACAUGCUAUUUCAGUUUUUAGAUUUGAUUUCUGAAAACAUUUCUCGUUUUAGUCAACUGUCUCUAGUGGUUCUCAAUAAAUGAACAUUGAUACUCGAGCAAUGCUGUCAGUUCUUCAGAGAGUGUUUAUGAAACAUAAGGGUCAAUUGUAUUGAAUAAUAAAAGUUAUGUCUUUGUUUGCAAAUAGCAAUUUUUCAAGGGUAA